Molecule: messenger RNA, 1420 nt
Organism: Hymenoscyphus albidus
Lineage: Eukaryota; Fungi; Ascomycota; Leotiomycetes; Helotiales; Helotiaceae
Source: the annotation of a GenBank genome assembly
AUGUUUUCCAACCUAGCUCUCGCCACAUCUUUGGUUGCCGCCGUCGUGCGGGGCCAACAAGUUGGUACUCAACAAAGCGAAACUCAUCCUUCAAUGACCUGGCAGAAAUGUACUGGUACCGGUGGAACAUCAUGUACAACCCAGAAUGGAAAGGUGGUCAUUGACUCGAAUUGGCGUUGGGUUCACGACAAGACAGCCAACAGCUACACCAAUUGCUACAGCGGCAAUGAAUGGGAUGCCACUCUCUGUCCAGAUAACAAGAAGUGCGCAGCCAAUUGUGCUCUCGAGGGUGCUGAUUACAAGGCAACCUACGGUGCUGAAGCAAGUGGAAAUCAAUUGAAGCUUACAUUCGUUACUAAAGGAUCAUAUGCGACGAAUAUCGGGUCGAGAUUGUAUCUCAUGGAUACAGACACCUCUUAUGCUCAGUUCAAGCUUCUUAACCAAGAGUUUACCUUCGAUGUCGAUGUGUCGAACUUGCCAUGUGGUCUUAAUGGUGCUCUCUACUUCGUGUCAAUGGACCCAGAUGGCGGAAUGAAAAAAUAUUCAGGCAAUAAGGCUGGUGCUAAGUACGGUGCCGGGUACUGCGAUGCGCAAUGUCCCCGUGAUCUCAAGUUCAUCAACGGAGAGGCAAGUCGUUCUUUCCUGUAGUCGGUUGACAAACUAACGGGUUCCACAGGGUAAUGUUGAUGGCUGGAAGGCUUCCAGCAACGAUCCCAAUGCUGGAGUGGGUGGUUAUGGCUCAUGCUGUGCCGAAAUGGAUGUUUGGGAAGCCAAUUCAGUCUCCACAGCCUACACCCCACACUCCUGUAAGACAACAGGACAAACUCGAUGCACUGGAGACGAGUGUGGAGGCACAUACUCCGCUACCCGUUACGCCGGUAUCUGUGAUCCAGACGGCUGCGAUUUCAACUCCUACCGCAUGGGAGACAAGUCCUUCUACGGUAAAGGCCUCACCGUUGACACAUCCAAGAAGUUCACCGUCGUGACCCAAUUCAUCGGCUCCCCAUUGACGGAAAUCAAACGCUUCUACGUCCAAAACAACGUCGUGAUCCCCAACUCGGAAUCGAAGAUCGCCAACGUGACAGGAAACUCGAUCACACCGGCCUGGUGUGAUGCGCAGAAAGCGGCCUUUGGAGACAACUACUCGUUCAAGGACCAAGGCGGAUUCCCGUCGAUGAGCUCGGCGCUGGGUGCUGGCAUGACGCUUGUUAUGUCGGUUUGGGAUGAUCAUUAUUCGAAUAUGCUUUGGCUGGAUUCUACUUAUCCCACGACUGCUACGACGCUUGGCUCCGAACGGGGUACUUGUGAUGUUACCAGUGGGGUUCCGGCUGAUGUGGAGAGUAAGAGUCCUGGUGCGAGUGUCAUUUAUUCGAAUAUUAAGUUUGGGCCUAUUGGGUCGACUUUCAAGCAGCCGGCUUGA